Diplodia corticola is the source of this 2316-nucleotide messenger RNA. Its product is annotated as wd repeat protein. NCBI's taxonomy places the organism in Eukaryota, Fungi, Ascomycota, Dothideomycetes, Botryosphaeriales, Botryosphaeriaceae. Gene Ontology annotation, molecular function: protein binding. The record is from RefSeq and is a predicted model, not a curated record. The transcript has a single exon. Gene Ontology annotation, biological process: maturation of SSU-rRNA from tricistronic rRNA transcript (SSU-rRNA, 5.8S rRNA, LSU-rRNA). Gene Ontology annotation, cellular component: nucleus; small-subunit processome; 90S preribosome. The coding region runs from base 1 to 2316 and encodes 771 amino acids.
AUGAAGGUCACCAACCACUCCGACGUGCCCGUCUACACCGUCUCGGGCUCCGACACCGCCCGCCCGCUGCCCGACUGGCUCGCCCGCAAGCGCAAGCGCAGCCUGAAGCAGGACGCCCAGUAUGCCCAUCGCAUCGAGCUGCUGCAGGACUUCGAGUUCGAGGAAGCCAGCCAGUGCGUGCGCGUCAGCGAGGAUGGCGACUGGCUCAUGAGCACCGGCACCUACAAGCCGCAGAUCCAUACCCACUACCUGCCGCACCUGUCGCUGUCCUAUGCCCGCCACACCAACACCAUCAACCAGACCUUCCUGCUCCUCUCCGAAGACUACACCAAAUCCUUGCACUUGCAAACCGACCGCUUCCUCGAGUUCCACAACCCAGGCGGCCUUCACUAUACCACCCGCAUCCCCCGCUAUGGCCGCGAUCUCAAGUACGACCGCCGCUCCACCGAGGCCCUCGUCCCCGCUGUCGGCGUCAACGAGGAUGGCAUGGGCGAGGUCUUUCGUUUGAACCUGGAGCUUGGACGUUUUAUGAAGGCGUUUGAGAUUGACGUCGGUGGCGAUGACUACACAAGCAUGGGUGGCGGCGCGCUGCAGGGUGGGAUCAAUACCGGAAGUGUCAAUGUCGCUGCAAUUGCGGAGGAGUCGCACAACCUCCUGGGCUUCGGCACCUCACUAGGCACAGUCGAGUUCUGGGAUCCCAGAUCACGGAGCCGCGUUGGCAUACUCUCGCUUCCCCCGAACGCUUCUUACGGCGACGAGAAGGUCGGUAUCACCGCCCUCGAAUUCGACCGCAGUGGCCUCUCGCUUGCUUCUGGCACAUCCAAUGGCCUGGUUCAUCUGUACGAUCUGCGGUCUCCCGUGCCGCUCCUGAAGAAGGACCAGGGGUUUGGCCUGCCGAUCCAGGACAUCAUCUUCCUGCAAUUCAAGACCCGGUCCGCGCAGCAAACCUCGGAACCCAAGAUCCUCACGUCGGACAAGCGUAUCAUCAAGAUCUGGGAUCAAAGAGACGGCAAGCCUUGGACACACGUGGAGCCAGCUGUGGACAUGCACCACGUCGAGUGGGUCAAGGACAGCGGCAUGCUCCUUACAGCCAACGAAGGCAAGCAGCAGCACGCCUUCUUCAUCCCCCAGCUUGGCCCAGCACCGAAGUGGAGCGCAUUCCUAGACAACGUCGUCGAAGAAAUGGCCGAGGACCCCGACGAUCCCAACGCCUUCGGCGGCCACAAGGUCGGCGAGGUAUACGACAACUACAAGUUCCUGACAAUGAAGGAGCUGGAGCAGCUCAACAUGGCGCACCUGGUCGGCACGACGAGCUUGCUGCGGCCGUACAUGCACGGCUACUUCGUCGCGCAGAAGCUGUACGAGGAGGCGCGGCUCAUCAGCCAACCGGAGCUGUGGCAAGAGCAGCGCGCCAAGAGCAUCCAGGAGCGCAUCAACAAGGAGCGCGAGAGCCGCAUCCGCGGCAACAAGAAGGUCCAGGUCAAGGUCAACCGCAGGCUCGCCGAGAAGAUGCUGGAGCGCGAGGAGAAGAACGAGCGCCGCAAGGCACGCCGCGUGCUCGAGCGCGGCGGGGACGACGACGACGAAAACGCCGUGCAAGCGCCGUCGAAGCCCGUCGACGAGGACGCGGAGGUCGUCGACGACGACCACGACGAGACCGCCGCCCCCGACAACAAGCCCGCCGGCGCCCGUCUGCUCACCGACUCCCGUUUCGCCAAGCUCUUCCAGGACGAGGACUUCGAGGUCGACGAGGGCAGCCGCGAGUUCCAGUCCAUCAACCCGAGCACGAACUCCACGAAGAAACCACAAGGCCUCACCGCCGUCGAGCAAGAGGCUCUGGACGACCGCCGCCACGGCGCAUCUUCCGACGACAGCAGCGACGAGGACGACGACGACGACGACAGCGACGUUGCCGAGCAGCCCGCCAAGAGACGCAACGCCGCACCGCCCGCUCAGCAGGACAAGGAAAAGAACGCCGGCCGCAUCUCGUCAUCCAGCUACAAGAAGUCCGGCCACCGCCCCAUGCCGCAGAUGGUCGUGUCGUCGUCGAAGAAGGACAAGAACAAGUUCAGCAACAACCGCGACAAGUCGUUCGGCGCUCGCGCCGCGAACCUCAAGGACAACAGCCACAACAAGCGCAGAGAUGGCGGCAGCGGUGGCGGUGCCGUCGUCGGCGAGAAGGAGGUCACGUUCGCGCCGAAGGGCAGGGAGAAACCGCAGCCCCGCAGGCAGGCUGAUGAGGGCGAAGAUGGCAGGACUAGGAAGAGGAUGGAUAAUAGGAGGAGCGCGAGUGGGAAUACUUUCAGGAAGAUGUAG